GUCAGACUGAGCAAAAAACCUGCCAUUCUUCAGGGCACCUGCCCACAGAAAUGCCUAUAUCCUGCUCAGGCAGAAGAGUCGACACCCAGUCAGACUGAGAACCACAGCACUGGCCAAACAGCAGAUCCUGAGUGGUGCGCAGAUGGUGGAAAAUACCAGUGUCAUUCACAACUUGAUCUCUGAGGAGGAAAUGGGAGAAAGCACAUCCAAUGAUUCACUGGGGAAUAUCUCAGUGGAGACCAAUUCUACCAGCUGCACCAUAGGGGGAAGACAUAAUUAUAUCUUCCUUAUGAUCCCCAUCAUAUACACCAUCAUCUUUGUUGUGGGAGUAUUGGGAAACAGCAUGGUGAUGAUAGUUAUUUAUUGCUACCUGAAAUUGACGACAGUUGCCAACAUUUUCCUUCUGAACCUUGCCCUGGCUGACCUGAUCUUUGUGAUCACCUUACCCUUCUGGGCAGCCUACACAGCCAUGAAGUACCACUGGACUUUCGGAAACUUCCUGUGCAAGACCAGCGCCACCGUCGUGCUGCUCAACAUGAACGCCAGCAUCUUCCUCAUCACCUGCCUCAGCAUGGACCGCUACCUCGCCAUUGUGCACCCCAUGAAGGCGAGGACCAGACGCACCCUGGUCCAUGCCUGGGUCGCCUGCAUUGGGGUCUGGCUCCUCGCUGGACUUGCCAGCCUGCCUGCCACAUUCUUCCGCAGUGCGUCCCACUACGACAGCUGGAAUCGAACUAUUUGCGCUUUCGAUUACCCGAAGAACCACCGGAAGCAGUGGAUAUUUGGCAUGGCACUACUGAAGACCCUUCUGGGGUUUCUAGUCCCACUCUUCAUCAUCCUGAUUUGCUAUUCCCUGAUCAUCAAGAGCUUGGUGCAGACAUACCAGGUUAGACGAAACAAGCCAGCAAGCAAUGAAGCAUUUAAGCUCAUCAUUGCAGUUGUCGUGUCGUUCAUUUUGUGCUGGCUUCCGUUCCAAGUUUUCACGUUCUUGGACGUGCUCGCCCGCUUGGGGAUCAUCAAGAACUGCCGCAUCCCUGAAAUUGUUGACUCCUCAAUCCCCUUCACCAUCUGCAUGGCCUACUUCAACAGUUGCCUUAACCCCAUCCUCUAUGGCUUUGUCGGCCACAACUUCAGAGAGAAGCUCUUCCGGUUCCUGAGGUGCAUACCUCCUGAGAUCAAGACUCACCCGAGCCUGUCAACUAAACUGAGCUCAUUGUCGUACCGAACCAUAGAAUCGCUGACAAAGCAAAUGGACAUCUCGAGUGCAGUGUAAGCUACGUUUCUAGUUUGCCACAUUUCCACGCAUGUUUAAAUUCCAUCACGGAUAUAUGGUGAGUUUGGACUGAUUGCAAAGCAACACAAUGCUUAAUGAUACAAAGCUGUGGUUCUGUCCCGAGAUUCACUCUUGUAUAUAAAACUUCGGCAAGUGAAAAAAGCAGCUUCUUCAAUUUGAACUUCAGCCUCUUGAGCAAGGAGAAGCAGGAAUAUACGUAGCCCACAAAGCAAGAUGAUGUGAAAUUUCUGAGUUCUGAGCUGUUGCAGGUUUAAAUCCACCAGAAUGGAUUAGACCAUAUUUUCAAAUGAGGUAUUAUGGCAGGAAAGGAGAUGUUUGUUCCCUUUGAAGCAGCACCUCUCAGAUCCUGACCUCUAUCAUGGCAAAGGAAAAGACAUCAGUCACAAGGAAUGCUCAACUCCUGCUAGUUUCCCUCCAAGUCACACACGGACUUGGAAACAUGCCCCUUUUCCUUCAUCAUCACUGGUUCUAAAUUCUGGGGCUCACUUUGAAAGAGGGCUGUGGCAGAAUGUCUGUUAGAAGUUCAAGCAGGAGGUUUGUUACCAGCUUCUCAAGGGCAACUGGGUUCCAAAUGCUCUCAGCUCUAAAGUAUAUAAAUUGUCCCAUCUAUCUAGAUGAAUAAUAAUUCUGUCAGACAUCCACCAGCUCCACUUUACUGAGACUCAAGUUCAUGGAAUGAAGCAGGGUUCACCCAACCAAUAUGAUGGCAGGAUUCCAAUACUGAUUCCUCAGUGCGAAUCAGUAGAGCUAUCACAAUCUCCAACCUGGGACAACGCUUCAUUCAGUUUAUUAUUCUCACAGCACCGUUUCAACAGAAAGGACAGCUUCUGCUCCUGAAUUCCUGACAACCAUUUAGGACGUCCCAACCUGCUCUUGCUUCAUCCUAAUGAUCACUCAUAGGACUUGAGAUUGCAUCACUGAGCAGAUGGUGAAAUAGGAUUGCAAGCGUCCUGUCCUCUGAUUUAUGAAAUAUGUUGCUAUCACGGACUAAAACUCGGUGAGGAAAGGUAUAGAGCUUCAUCACCAUUUUCCAACUGGAAGAGCACAUGGAGGGAAAGCUGGGUAUGAGAUUAUGACUUGGGUUUUGAUGCUUCUUUAAUUUGCUUUGAAACUCAGCACAACCAGUGACAAUUAACGUAUACUUACACUACACCUUUAACAAUAUAUUGACAUUGCAGUUUGAUUCCCAGGAGUGUUGGUAGACAAUGUUCAACACUACACUGCAUAAGGUGUAUUUUUACUUAUUUUCUUACCACCUACAAGUAGAUGGAAGCCAGUGAGCCCAUCAAGUUCAUACCAGCCCUCAAAGCACACAAUCUAUUCUCAGUCAGCUCUCCUUCGUUUUCCAACAACUUACUCACUAUGAGGUCAGUUUACAGCGGCCAGUUAGCCCGCCAACUUGCCUGUCCCUGGAAAGUGGGAGAACACAGGAGCAACUGGGGGACAGUGGUCCGUGUAGAUGUGCUCAGUGGUUCGGAGGGCUUUACUUGUAAGUGCAUUUUGAAAACUGAAGAUUGAGCUUGGCUAAUAUGCAUUAUAGGAGACCAUUCAGCCCACUUCUCUGAGCCUGCAUGCUCAAAAGAUACAUGUUGGUGCAAUUCAAACCUAGUAUCUCAUAGCACUCAAAGAAUAUCGUUCUUCACAGAAAUCAGGGGAAAUUAAAUUUGAUUAAGGCAUCAGGUUUUCUCUUCUUUCUCCCCUUUGAUUUCUUGGCUGGUCUCGUCCUCCCUCUUUCCUCCCCUUUCCUGCCAAACCCACCCCCC
This is a messenger RNA of Mobula hypostoma (lesser devil ray), 3057 nucleotides long. RefSeq names its product angiotensin II receptor, type 1a (gene agtr1a). The transcript has 2 exons. Bases 143 to 1273 code for a protein of 376 amino acids. The record is from RefSeq and is a predicted model, not a curated record. Gene Ontology annotation, molecular function: C-C chemokine receptor activity; angiotensin type II receptor activity; C-C chemokine binding. Gene Ontology annotation, biological process: immune response; cell chemotaxis; brain development. Gene Ontology annotation, cellular component: external side of plasma membrane; membrane. Lineage: Eukaryota; Metazoa; Chordata; Chondrichthyes; Myliobatiformes; Myliobatidae.